AACAGUUUGAUAAUUUAAUAUUUUAGAACAUUGGGAGGCUGGUCCUUUGACGCUAACGCUUAUGGUAAGGAUGAGUCCAGUGCCGUGGUUAUAUGCUUGGUGACGCAUGCGCAUUCAUAGUAUUUUUUUAUACACAUAUGUUGACCUUGAUAUAAUCGGAAAAGACAAAUACAAAAGUCAUCGAGGACUGUUCGACAGGAUAUUAUUAACUUUAGUAGUUUAGGUCGGAUGGAUAUAUGGUGAACUAAUACUUGAAGUAUAAACCUGCAGUGCAUUAUCUGUGUCCAUUGUUUCAAUUCAUGCACGUGAUCAGAAAACCUUGGAAAAGGAAACAACUACACAUGCUGUACUCGUCAAUAGAUUUGUACUUACGGUAUUAGAAUGUCAAACUUGCUCUUUUAAACAUGUUUAAUUACACUGAAACCAAUCAAGUUUCCAACGUUUCUAUGGAGGAGAACGAACGAAUAAAUCUACUAUCUACAGUUGCCAACAUUUCUUUGGAGGAGGAAGAACGGAUAAAUUUACUAUCUACAGGUAUACCUGUGCUAGCGUUUCUAGCAUUUCUGUGUUUCCUCGGCACUUUUGGAAAUGGUUUAACAGUGAUUGUGUAUGCAAUUAGAUUUAAGCCAAGCAUCUAUCGGACUUUCAUUCUGUGGCUUGGCAGUGUAGACCUUGUGGCUUGCUCUGUGAGUAUACCGUACGUUAUUUACGAUUCCACGCACCCAUUUACCUUUACUUCUGAAUGGUCCUGUAGGAUAUUCGUGUUUAUAAACUUCGUUUUCUCGAUGUAUUCACCUCUUCUGCUAGACGUGAUCGCCAUCGAAAGGUACCGCCGAAUCUGCAAACCAACAGACCGGCAGCUCACUAGAGCGGAGGCAAGAUUGAUAAGCGGGUUGAUGGGGUUAAUUGUUGUGCUGUGUUGUUCACCGUUCCUGGCCAUGUACGGAAUCACUUCUGUCACCACACCCUUCAACAACCUUCAAGGACACGAAUGCAAUGUUGUUGAGGAAUACAGGGCGUCUCUGUUUGAAACAAUUUAUUUUGCAUUAUUGUUUGCCGUAUAUGUGAUUCUUUUUGUGCUCUGUAUUGUGUUCUAUUCGUUGAUUGGACGGAAACUAAUGAAAAGUGAGCGAUUUCGAAGAGCGACAAAGGCUGCUAAGCGUAUCAGACGACAGCAGUCUAUGCGCCAGAUCGAACGACUACAACAAAAAUCUGUAAAAUUUGCCCCCGAAGAACAUCCAGAACCUUUGGUAAAACAAAGUGAAACGCCAACUGACGAGAAUAAAGUAGAAAAUGAACCAACAGUGUCUGCCGAGAGUGAGAUCAGCAUUACAUCAGUAAGUGGUACAUGUGAACUUCAACCAAAUUACACAAGUGAUGAUGUUCUUGGAUACCAAAACUCAGCACACAAUCACCAACCCUACCAGCAAAACACUGUCCUAAACGGAAUUGAGCAAAUUAGUGGAAAGGCUUUGGCUCCGAUUGUGGCAACAACUGUACCACCGGAAUCUCCAGCAAAACAUGACACGUUGAACGGAAACAACAAUGCCGACAAUAUGAAGAUGGACAUGAAGAUUAACGCAAAAACGGAGUCCAAUAAACAGACAGAUGUUGUGCAAAACACUUCAGUGAAAAAGAAAUCCGUCAAACGUUUUGUGGAUUACAGAGUAUCCAAGAAAAAGGUCAGCCAGCUGAUAAGCAAGAGUAAACGAGUAACCAUGAUGUUCCUCGUGGUAUCGGUGCUUUCCUUUGGGGGAUACCUGCCUUACUUCGUUCACGUGAUAAUGAGGAACGUGGAUGAUGACAUGAGAAGGAAUGUAGCCAGUGCCUUUGGCUCAAUAGGACCAAUAAUGAGGUAUUCGUUCUUCAUAAACAACGCCGUGAAUCCAGUAGUAUAUGGUUUCAUGGACAGACACUUUAGAAACCAAUUUAAACGCAUGAUCAAGAAAUGUAGGGGACACAGAAUGGAUUUCACAUGAUUCUGUAUUACAUAUAUUGUAUAUGUGUAAUUGCCGUAUGGCAUUAUGUCUUCGAUAUUCCAGGUGUAACAUUCGCUUACGUUCUCUGCACUCCUGAUCUAUGCAUGACAAAAUCGAAGGCAAACACAGCGGGUAGCUGUAUGAUCAGUCGCUAGGCUAAUACCGGUAUUUCGAAGAUUGCAGAGGAGCGACGCCUGACUUCAAAGCCUGUCAAUUUUACCGUUACGCUUCCGCGUGAUUUUUUUAUGUACAUCAAAGGAGUAAACUAGCCCACUGGUGUCCUCCGUUAGCGUUCAGAGUGGUCGAUUUCGUCAUGGUGCCGAGAAUAUAAGUAGGCGUAACCCCUGGAAUUUCGAGGACGCAUAAGAAGUUAUACACGUACCUGUACAGUUUUAGAGGUGGGCUUAUAAAAUGACUACUAUCUGAUGCACUGAGUCCACACUUGAUAUAUGUUUUAUUUAUUUUUCAGUUUUGAAAUGCACCUUUUAAACAGUUAAGACGGUAUGCCAUGCCGAUCUGUUCAAACUUUGUUUAAUGCUGUGCCGUUGUUUCUUUGAGAAUACAAUGUAUCUUAGAGCGAAACUGUAUGACAUAUAUAUGUACAUGUAGAAUCUUAAAUGUCGGAAAAUUUCAAAACAACGAUUCUAUCAUUUUUGUCUGUGUUUCAUUUGUAUCGUGAAACAUUUUUUUAACAAACGGUGGAACAGUUGUUUUUGCAGGCAUAACGCGCUUCGAUACGUAUGUUUUUUUUUCUAUUUGAGUACUUGAUAUCACAACUGUAUUUAAAUUAAAAGUUUGACAUAUGUUAUUGUAAAUAAAAAAAAAAUAAAAAAAUCUAAUGACAAUGUAUAUUCCUUGAUAAAAUGGUUUCUAUUUCCUACCCUCGUCCCGUGUCAGCCCUCGGGGUUCCGAAACUUCGAGUUUCCGGCCCCUUGGGCUGAUAUCGGGUCUCGGAUUGAUAUUGGGCAAGAUACGAUAUUGACUUCCAGUUACUAUACUAUCAGUUCAGUAAUACGCUAACCAUGAUAUGUGGUAUGUAUGUGUACUAUGUUUACACAGUGGCGUAGCAUACAUGUACGCUUGUAUGCUUAAGCAUACACUAACAUUUUCAAGAUUUGUUUUUUUCAAUCAUAUAUUUUUAUUAAUCAAAAUCCGUCUAUAAAUUAAUACAAUUAUUCGCCUGCAAAAAUGUAAAACAAUUGAGAAACCUUAGUAAGUAUCUAAUUCAGGCUACUUCUAAAAGUCUAUACUUAAUAUCUGAUCAAUAGUGUAUGUUCCUAUAUUUUCUUUUGUAUGUUGACAACAUUACUAUGCAUUUUACUCUAUGUCCUCCACCAUCUUACAUAAAUGGAUUGUAAUAUGUUCUUGUAUGUACA
Molecule: messenger RNA, 3355 nt
Organism: Mizuhopecten yessoensis (Yesso scallop)
Lineage: Eukaryota; Metazoa; Mollusca; Bivalvia; Pectinida; Pectinidae
Product: D(2) dopamine receptor-like
Exons: 1
Coding region: 405-1979 (524 amino acids)
Biological process (GO): G protein-coupled receptor signaling pathway
Cellular component (GO): membrane
Molecular function (GO): G protein-coupled receptor activity
Source: RefSeq, a predicted model, not a curated record